This is a messenger RNA of Gossypium raimondii (Peruvian cotton), 1107 nucleotides long. Its product is annotated as receptor kinase-like protein Xa21. The transcript has 2 exons. The coding region runs from base 1 to 1107 and encodes 368 amino acids. Gene Ontology annotation, molecular function: protein binding; protein kinase activity; ATP binding. The record is from RefSeq and is a predicted model, not a curated record. Gene Ontology annotation, biological process: protein phosphorylation. Lineage: Eukaryota; Viridiplantae; Streptophyta; Magnoliopsida; Malvales; Malvaceae.
AUGUGUACUAAAAGAUGUAAAUUUACAGGUAAUUUACCACCCAUCACCAGUGCUCCAAAGCUUGAGAUUCUUUUAUUGUGGGGAAAUAAACUUGGCGGAAACAUUCUCAAUUCUAUCUCCAAUGCUUCCAUGCUUAAGAAACUAGACUUGGCAGAUAACUUAUUCUCUGGCCCAAUCCCUAAAACAUUUGACAACUUAAGACACCUUGAAUGGUUCCAAAUUUCAAACAAUAAUUUGAUCAAAGGACCUGCUACUGAUCAUGAGUGGACCUUUCUUUCUUCUUUGGCAAAUUGCAAGCAUUUGAGAAUAAUAGAUGUUUCAAGAAAUCCAUUGAGUGACGUUCUUCCAACUUAUAUUGGGAACCUUUCAAAAUCCCUUCAAUACUUUUAUGCCUCUAAUUGUGGUUUGAUUAGUUUGGAAUUCUUGAAUUUAUGCAAUAACAAUCUCUCUGGAGCCAUUCCCAAAUCUUUGGAAAAGCUUUUAGAUCUCAAGUAUUUUAUUGUGCCUUUCAAUAGACUUGAAGAGGAAAUUCCCACCGAGGGAUGUUUUUCAAACUUCUCUAGCACAUCAUUCACGAAGAAUUUUGCACUUUGUGGUCCACCUAGAUUGCUACUCCCACCUUGCAAAAACGACAUCCAAGAAAACUCCCAAAUGAAUAUAUUGCAUGCUUUAAGGUAUGGUUUACCAACAAUUGGUAUCGUCGUAGUACUAAUAGUCUUAACUAUUAUGUACAGAAGAUGCCAAAGUAGGAGUACAACUCUACCAAUUAAGGAUGAUUUGUUGUCUUUGAAAACGCUGAGAAGAAUUUCACAUGCUGAACUUUCACAAGAAACUAAUGGAUUUGAGGAAAACAAUAUGCUUGGUUCAAGGAGUUUUGGAUAUGUAUAUAAAGAGAAGCUUUCAGAUGGAAUGGAAGUUGCAAUAAAAAUUUUCAAUUUGCAAACAGAAGAAGCAUUUAGGAGUUUUGACAUUGAAUGCGAUGCUAUGCGUAAUAUAGAUCAUUGUAAUAUUGUGAAGGUCACUACUUGCUGCUCAAGUGUUGACUUCAAAGCCUUGGUGCUUGAUUACAUGUCUAAUGGAAAUAUUGAGAAAUGGUUAUAUUAUUAA